AUGGUGGCACCUCAAAGGACACUCCCAGGUGCAUCCACACCUCCAGAGACCUUUUCAGGGACGUUAGUGCCCCCAGAGACCUUCCUAGGGGUCCCAGGGGACCCUAUGGCAUGCUUGGUGCCCCCCAGUGUUGACGGUGCCCCCAGGGGCCCUCGCAACAUCAGUGGCAUACUCAGGUGCAUUCUUAGGAGCGACGGUACCCCAGGGACCCUGACUGGAGCAGCGGAGCCUGCAGGGACCUACCCAGGGGCAGCGCAGCCUCCAGCGACCAUCCCAGAAACCGUUCCAGGGGCAGUGGUGCACUGGAAACCCUCCCAGGAGGACAUCUCAGGGGUUGUGGACAUAUCAGGAACCCUCCCAGGUGCCGCGACGCCCCUAGGGUGCCCCCCAGUGGUGACGGUACCCCCAGGGGCCCUUGCAACAUCAGUGGCAUCCUCAGGUGCCGCGACGCCCCCACGGCGCCACCCAGUGGUGACGGUGCCCCCAAGGGCACCUCGCAACAUCAGUGGCAUCCUCAGGUGCAUUCUUAGGAGCGACGGCUCCCCAGGGACCCUGACUGGAGCAGUGGAGCCUGUAAGGACCUUCCCAGGGGCAGGACAGUCCCCAGGGACCAUCCCAGAAACCGUUCCUGGAGCAGUGGUGCACUGGAAACUCUCCCAGGUUCGGUGGCGCCCCCAGGGACCCUCCCAAGGGCGGUGGUGCACCUAG
Messenger RNA from Homarus americanus (American lobster), 708 nucleotides. RefSeq lists its product as uncharacterized. The transcript has 4 exons. Lineage: Eukaryota; Metazoa; Arthropoda; Malacostraca; Decapoda; Nephropidae. Bases 1 to 708 code for a protein of 235 amino acids. The record is from RefSeq and is a predicted model, not a curated record.